Molecule: messenger RNA, 1471 nt
Organism: Cololabis saira (Pacific saury)
Lineage: Eukaryota; Metazoa; Chordata; Actinopteri; Beloniformes; Belonidae
Gene: pik3r3b
Product: phosphoinositide-3-kinase, regulatory subunit 3b (gamma)
Exons: 9
Coding region: 34-1362 (442 amino acids)
Biological process (GO): insulin receptor signaling pathway; phosphatidylinositol phosphate biosynthetic process
Cellular component (GO): phosphatidylinositol 3-kinase complex
Molecular function (GO): 1-phosphatidylinositol-3-kinase regulator activity
Source: RefSeq, a predicted model, not a curated record
AGGUGGAGGCGGAGACGAGCUAACGGAGGAGCCAUGGGGGAGGACGCUCUUCCUCCCAAGCCGACGAAGUCCCAGCCGGCGUCCUCGUCCUCGGCCGGGGCCGGCGGAUCCCGGGAGGGCGGCGCGGCAGGCUCGCUGCAGGAGGCCGAGUGGUACUGGGGAGACAUAUCCAGGGAGGAGGUGAACGAGAAGCUCAGAGACACGCCGGACGGGACAUUCCUGGUCCGGGACGCCUCCACCAAGGUGCAGGGAGAAUACACGCUCACGCUGAGGAAAGGAGGCAACAACAAGCUGAUCAAGAUCUACCACCGAGACGGGCAGUUCGGCUUCUCGGAGCCGCUGGCGUUCGGCUCGGUGCUGGAGCUCAUCGGCCACUACCGCCACGAGUCCCUGGCCCAGUACAACACCAAGCUGGACGUCAGGCUUACGUUCCCCGUGUCCCGCCUCCAGCAGGACCAGCUGGUGAAGGAGGACAACAUCGACGCUGUGGGGAAGAAGCUGCAGGAAUAUCACGGCCAGUACCAGGAGAAGAGCCGGGAGUACGACGGGCUCUACGAGGAAUACACCAAGACGUCCCAGGAGAUCCAGAUGAAGCGGACGGCCAUCGAGGCGUUCAACGAGACCAUCAAGAUCUUCGAGGAGCAGUGCCACACGCAGGAGUGCUACGACUCGGCCCGCGGCGACCGCGUCCACCACGACGGCGUUGCCGGGGGCGACAGGGAGGUGGAGAGGAUCUCCAUCAACUACGACAAGCUCAAGUCCCGGCUCGGAGAGAUCCACGACAGCAAGCAGCGUCUGGAGGACGACCUGAAGGCCCAGGCCGCGCAGAACCGGGACACGGACCGGAGGAUGAACAGCCUGAAGCCCGACCUCAUCCAGCUCCGCAAGGUCCGGGACCAGUACCUGCUGUGGCUGACCCACAAAGGAGUCCGGCAGAGACGGAUCAACGAGUGGCUGGGAAUAAAACCGGAGAAUCCCGACGAGAUCUGUCCGGCCAGCGAGGAAGACGAGAACCUUCCUCACCACGACGAGAAGAGCUGGUUUGUGGGGGAUCUGAACCGGGUCCAGGCGGAGGAGCUGCUGGUGGGGAAGCCGGACGGAGCGUUCCUGAUCCGGGAGAGCAGCAAGAAGGGCUGCUACGCCUGCUCCGUCGUGGUGGAGGGCGAGGUGAAACACUGCGUCAUCUUCAGCUCUCCGCGCGGCUACGGCUUUGCCGAGCCGUUCAACCUGUACGGCAGCCUGCGGGAGCUGGUGCUGCACUACCGGCAGACGUCGCUGCUGCAGCACAACGACGCCCUGAACGUCCGGCUGGCCCACCCGGUGCACGCCCCGGUCCACGCCCCGGCGCCCCCCCGCAGAUAAGCCCCGCCCCCGCGCAGAUAAGCCCCGCCCCCCUCAGGUGGACGCAAAGGGGGCGGGGCCGAGUUUACAACCCCGUCCUGGGACGGAGAGAGCCGGCCUGGCAGCCGUC